AUGAGCCUCGACGCCUGUGAGCGACUCGACUCUUUGGCAGGCGAAUGGAGAGGGUCAGACAAACGGCCGCCGGGCCGACAGACCUUGCACAGCAACUUGGCCUCUUUUCUAGAAGGCUCGGGGGCAUGUUUGGUCCUCACCAAGUCAGGCUGCCAAGUCGGUGAGUCACCCAGUGAUGGCCCAGAUCGGAUUCAGCAGCAGCCUGGCUUCCCUGAUCAGCAUGUCUCAGCUGCACCGCAAAGUCCCAACGACCUCUUUCUGCGUCUCUUAGACACUGGAAGGCACCUCGGUCGAGGUGGAUUUGGGACCGUGCGCAGGGUCGAGCCCACUGGACAUGGACUGAGCCACUUCAAGCCACUGAGCCCGGGCAUGGCCUACGCCAUGAAGAGGGUGAAACUUCCGAACAGAGAUCCAGAACUGGAGUCGCUGUCCAAGAGCUUCAGCCGCAUGCUUGAGUUCCUUCCGGCCCUGGGUGAGGAGAGGGCCACGCGAGAGCACGGGCCAACACUGCAAGGUUGGAUGACCUCCCUGAAGACAGCAGUUCCCGAGCGCACCUGCGCAGACUUGGCGCAGCAGAUGCUCUCGGCAGUGCACUACUUGCACCGUGUGGUUGGAGCUGUGCAUCGUGAUGUUAAACCGGCUUUGUCCCCAGGAAACGUACAGCUCUUCGACAUGGGCUUGGCUUGGGUGCUGCCCGAAAAGAUCCAAGAGUCCAGCGCAACGGACCUCCACGAUGUUGCUCCUGGGGGCACACUGGGUUGGCUCUCUGAAGCCUGGUGUGGACUCUGCGGUGCCUGCUCGGACGUUUGGGGGGUGGGAUUGAUUGUGCACACCCUCCUCGUCGGAGACAUGCCGUUUGGACUCCGCAAGCUUGAGGAGGAGGUGCAGGUCCGCAAUGCUGCGCGCCAAUUUGUAGACCAGCUCUUGGCCAAGGAUGUCGCGGCUCGGGCCACCACGACUGCAGCAUACUGCAGCACUGAGGCACAACUUCAUCCGCGAGGAGAACGUGCCUAUGUCAUGGAGUUCGAGGGUGUGCGCCGAGAACGUGCCACCGUCACCACAGAGUCCGAAGGUGUGCGCCCAGAAGUGUGGAGGCUUCUUCGCGCGUGGGAAGACAUGGAAGACGAAGCAUCUACUUUCACGCGGUUGACUGAGCGCUGA
Messenger RNA from Symbiodinium natans, 1161 nucleotides. The record is from the annotation of a GenBank genome assembly. NCBI's taxonomy places the organism in Eukaryota, Dinophyceae, Suessiales, Symbiodiniaceae.